AUGGUUGUUCCACUUAUCUGUGAGCCUUUGGUUGGUUUGUCACUGACAGACUGCAUCAGAGGCUAUGAUCACUUGAAGGAUUUAGACCUUGAAGAUCCAGGCACUAAUGGAGAUGUCAUUGAGCUGGAUAUUCUCAUAGGACUGGACUAUUAUUGGGACAUUGUAUCUGGGGAGGUACUGCGAGGAGAUAGCGGGCCUACAGCUUUAUACUCGAGUCUGGGAUGGCUCUUGUCAGGUCCUGUUGCUUCAGCUUCUACAACUCUUGUGACUCAUGUAUUGACUUGUGGUGUUAGAGCUGGUCAGGAGAAGUUGGAACUUACAGAGCAGUUAAAGAAGUUUUGGGAGAUUGAGUCACUUGGAAUUUGUGAAAAGGAGAGCACCCUAUAUGAGCAGUUGAAGAAGAAUGUUACUUUCAAUGGAACACGAUAUGAAGUUACUCUACCUUGGAGAGAUGUUUUAUCCAUUCUUGAUAACUAUCAACUGUCUUUAAUACGGUUGAAUGGAUUGCUUCGCAGAUUGAGACAGAACCCUACACUACUUGAGGAAUACAAUAAGGCCAUUGUCACUCAAUUGGAUAGUGGUAUAGUUAAGGUAGUGGAAGAUCCUACAAGGACUGAUGGAGAGAGGGUUCACUAUUUGCCACAUCUCUGUGUAGUUAGACAGGAUAAGGAAACAACCAAGUUACACGUUGUUUAUGAUGCCUCAGCAAGAAGCACUGGUCUUUCUCUGAAUGAAUGUCUUUAUGUUGGGCAAAAGUUCAAUCAGAUAAUAAUGGAGUUACUAGUUAGAUUUAGGGUACACAAGAGUGCUUUCAUUGCCGAUAUACAGAAGGCAUUCCUAAUGAUUUCUGUUCGGAAGCAGGACAGAGAUGUACUAAGAUUUUAUUGGGUGACAGAUAUUUACCAGAACCCACCGGAGAUACAAGUAUUGAGAUUGCUUGUAUAA
Amphimedon queenslandica is the source of this 945-nucleotide messenger RNA. RefSeq lists its product as uncharacterized. The coding region runs from base 1 to 945 and encodes 314 amino acids. The record is from RefSeq and is a predicted model, not a curated record. The transcript has a single exon. NCBI's taxonomy places the organism in Eukaryota, Metazoa, Porifera, Demospongiae, Haplosclerida, Niphatidae.